This is a messenger RNA of Emys orbicularis (European pond turtle), 1827 nucleotides long. It is a transcript of the gene IRAK1, whose product is annotated as interleukin 1 receptor associated kinase 1. Lineage: Eukaryota; Metazoa; Chordata; Testudines; Emydidae. Gene Ontology annotation, biological process: signal transduction; protein phosphorylation. The transcript is spliced from 14 exons. The coding region runs from base 43 to 1827 and encodes 594 amino acids. Gene Ontology annotation, molecular function: ATP binding; protein kinase activity; protein binding. The record is from RefSeq and is a predicted model, not a curated record.
UACGAGCUCCCGGCCUGGCUGGUCUGUGGCCUCUGCCGCCUGAUGGACGCGCUGGGCCGGGCGGACUGGGAGCGCUUCGCCUCGCGGAUCGCGCGGGACCAGGUCGAGCUGCGUCUGUGCGAGCGGACGGACGGACGGACCCAGCGGCUGCUCUGGGCCUGGAUGAACCGAAACGCCCGAGUUGGGGAGCUGCUGGCGCUGCUGGACGAGCUGGAGCUGUACCGGGCUCGCGACCUCCUGGCCAGCUGGCAGCCUCCCUCCGAGCCCCCUGUCCUGAGACCCCCGUUUCUUCCCUCGGCACCUCCAGCCCCCCACCUCCCCACCGGUGACAGCAGAGCUUCGACCAUUGCCUGUGACUCCCCCAAGCCACCCCUCCAGCCCCUGCCAGAGCCCUCCUGCCCCUCGCUGCCUCUGCCCGGCCCCCCGCCCAGCGGCCUGCUCAGCACCAGCAGCCAGGGUCCUGUCCCCCCGCCCGCGGCACCCCCUGCCGACCAGACUUUGGGCCCUGCCCCCCAGGUGCUGGGCCCCGCCCCCCAACCCUUCGCCUGGCCCCUGGCGGAGCUGGUGCAGGCCACGGGCGGCUUCGCGGAGCAGCACAAGGUCGGGGAAGGCGGGUUCGGCUGCGUGUACCGCGCCCGACUCCGCAACACGGACUACGCUGUCAAGCGGCUCAAGGAGGACACGGAGCUAGAUUGGAGCAGCAUCCGGAGCAGCUUCCUCACCGAGGUGGAAAAACUGUCACGGUUCCGGCACCCCAACAUCGUGGAGUUCGGGGGGUUCUGUGCCGAGCGGGACCAUUUCUGCCUCGUCUACGUUUUCAUGCCCAACGGGUCCCUGGAGGAUCGGCUGAGCGGCCAGGGCGGGUGCCCCCCCCUGUCGUGGGCCCAGCGGCUGGAGGUGCUGGUGGGGACGGCGCGAGCGGUCCAGUUCCUGCACCGGGACACGCCCAGCCUGAUCCACGGGGACGUCAAGAGCUCUAACAUCCUGCUGGACGGGGCGCUGCGACCCCGGCUGAGCGACUUCGGGCUGGCGCGGGCCGGGCGGGGCCGGGCGGGGAGUGGGGGGCUCAGUGCCAGCCUGGGCCGGACCCACACGGUGCGGGGCACCCUGGCCUACCUGCCCCCCGAGUACGUGCAGAGCGGGGCCCUGUCCCCCUCCAUCGACACCUACAGCUACGGGGUGGUGCUGCUGGAAACACUGACGGGGAGACGGGCCCUGGAGACAGAUGGACAUGGACGGACAAAGUUCCUGAAGGAUCUGGUCGCGGAGGAGGAGGAGGCGGCUGAGGGCGCCGAGGGUCCCGGGCGAGCGCAGCGGGCGGCGACGGGCUCUGGCCCGGACCAGGAUGCUCGGGCGACUCGGGUCGGCACCAGGAUCUUCCGGAACCACGUGGACUCGCGGGUCGGGCCCUGUCCAGAGGAGCUGGGCACGGCGCUGGGCUGCCUGGCGACCCGCUGCCUCCACAAACGCAGCAAACGGCGCCCGCCCAUGGCCCAGGUGUACGAGGACCUAGAGCGGCUGCAGAAGUCUCUGCCCUGGGAUCCCCCCUCGACCCCCUGGGGGGACUCACUCCCCAGGGACCCAGGGCUGCCCCCCAACCAGCCCGUGGAGAGCGAUGAGAGCCUGUCGGAGGAGGGGGGCAGCUGGUUGGGCGUCGCCCCGUCCCUACACCCCCCGAUUCACAUCAACCCGGCCCGGCAGCGCAUCAUGGAGCGGCUGGCGCUGUACCAGCAGGGGGCGCUGGACAGCCUGGGGGUGCUGGCCUCUGAGCUCCCGGCAGGGUCGGCCCCCCGCCUGCCCGAGGAGAGCGACGAUUUCGAGCCCUGA